Molecule: messenger RNA, 2204 nt
Organism: Pecten maximus
Lineage: Eukaryota; Metazoa; Mollusca; Bivalvia; Pectinida; Pectinidae
Exons: 3
Coding region: 322-1077 (251 amino acids)
Cellular component (GO): plasma membrane
Source: RefSeq, a predicted model, not a curated record
UCCAAAUUCUAGACAUCAUACUUUACAUUAUAUUUGGAAAUACUUAUACGUUUCAGACGUUAAAAAGUCAUUAAACGUGUCAUAUACCUUGUUGUUUAGCAUUCAAAUAGAUAUAUUCAUUUAAUUUUUAACUGUUAGAGGGUAUAAAAUUGAACACGUCACAAGUAGGGGUUUUCCCGUCGCGACGUAAACAAACACACGUGGGUUCCAGCUGUAAUGCUUCCGCAUAGCGAUGGCAGUUUCUCUUUAUAAGUAGUUUUCCCCAUAUAUAGAAUACAUGAAACUUGUGCUGAUUUUUAUUGCGACAGAUUUAUUUGUACAAUGAUGAUGAAAAGGGUUCACGGCUUGAUGAUGAGAUCAUUACGUUUCGGUCAUGUGAGAUUGUGGAAGAUGUUUUGCAACAAUUCCAUACCAGACGAGGACUUUGCUGCUGCCCAAUCGAUAUGGAACUAUAUGAAACUAAAUCACACGCCCAGAAAGAGUGACGUCAUUCUGGUCCUGGGUAACCAUGACACCAGGACAGCCGACUACGCAUCUAAGUUGUUCCUGGACGGAAAAGCAGACUGGCUCAUGUUUUCAGGCAAAGUCGGAGUCCUCACACAAGGGAAAUGGAGGAAGACAGAAGCGGAAAUAUUUAAAGAUAAGGCGUUGACAAAAGGCGUACCCCAAGACCGCAUACUAACGGAAUUAAAGGCCACGAAUACAGGAGAAAAUAUCAUAUUCUCAUACAACGUGUUGGAGGCAAAUGGCCUGUUAGAUACACUCGGGAGUAUAAUUCUAGUCCAAAUGCCACAUAUGGAGAGACGAGUAUAUGCUACGUUUAUGAAACAAUGGCCAGGAGACCCCACGAAACUUGACGUCUCGGUGACGUCACCGCCAAUACCAUUACAGAAAUAUCCGAAUCCUGACGUUGGGUCGCUUAGAAACGUGGUAACUGUUAUGAUGGGAUGUCUUUACAGAUUAAGGGUUUACCCAGAGAUAGGAUUUCAAAUUUACCAGCAAAUACCAGAUGAUGUAUGGAACCAUUACAUUUGUCUUCUCCGUUCAGGUAAAUACAGCGGUCACAUACCCCGAUGACGUGACUGAGGCACAGGGGCAAUCGGGAACCGUCGGCACUUUCCGUAAACGAGAAUUUCUCGUUUACGGAAAGUGCCGACGGUUCCCGAUUGGCACGGGGGCAUACGACUGCAUGUAACAUAUAUACCCCGGCGGAGUGCGUUGUGUCGUAUUGUGCUAGCAUGAGAAAAAACGUCAGGUGUCACUAGUCGCAAUAUGCUGACACAAGCUUCAGUGACACGAGGAAAUACUUCGUCACCAACUACUACACUAGCAACCUGGGAUUUCUUCUGAAUACAACCCAGAGAUGAGGGCGCCAGGUAUUGGAUUUAUAGGAACAUAAGGCCGAACAACAGGAAAACGAAAGUGUUUUUUGAUGCAAAUUAAGUUCACCUGUAGUGAAAAGGAGACGGAAAAUGAUCGGGUAGAAAACACCGAAUUACCAGAUACUAUGGACAUGGGCACUGGGGAUGACAAGGAAAUUAACGUUGGCUAAGGUAAAUGUCGAAAGAGAGUUAUAUCAUGUGUGAUAUAGUCAUCCAUUUGUUUGCGCAGAAUUAUUUCACAUACAAUAGCAAUACACAUAUAUGUGUCUUGGUUCAGUAGCCCUUUUCCCAUGCCAACCACAGUUAUAUUUAAAAUGUAACUUCUAUUUGAUGAAAACAUAUGGUCAUUCAAUCAAACUUUAUGAAAUAUGUUUUCUUGCUUCGCCAUUCCAACUUUGUCACAUAAUUUGUGAAAUUAACAAUUUUUGAUGUAAUUUUGACGUUUUUUUUAUGUUUUACGUCCGCUAUGGGAGGUAAUCAGUAGGGUGAUUUCAUUGAUAUAUACAUGUACAUAAUAAUAAUUACUACGUUAAUUUAGUAUCUGUCUGUUAAUGAAUGUUAUAUAAACAAUUACAUUUUAGGCAAAAAAACUUGCUUCUCCCCUACAUAUUUUGUGUGUGUGAAAUAUUACCAUGGGAGGCAACUCUUGUGCACAAUUACAUUCAACAUUUUCAUUUGUUUUACUUUUAAAAUCAUUGUUUACGUGGCAAUUAUUCUAUAAUGUGUUAUCAGUAGCGAAAUGUAUAACAUAUGCUACACACUCGUAGUUUGUCUACUCCCUGAAAUUUAUUAAAAUAUAAUCAAAUACAGUAUAUUCCUGUC